GAAGGAUAUUUCUAUCUCUCAAUUUGCAUCAAUUUAAUAUUUAUCCCUUUUCUUGAUUUUCUUCCCACCUUCCUACAACUUGGUCAGCUGGUCUUCUAAAGCCCUUGGUAUUUAUAUACCUUUUAUCUUCAUUUCUAUACCAUCAUCAGAUUUUGUGGAGAAAAAAAAAGUGUUUGUUUCUUAACUCAACACACCUGAAGAAAGACUACAACUUUGUUGAUUCUUGGAAUUUUCAUACAUCAAAGAAGAAAUUAAUAUCUAUGGAAUUUACCAGUUUGGUUGAUACUUCAUUGGAUUUGAGCUUUAGGCUUCGUCCUGUUCUUGAAAAAGUUCCGAAACAAGAAGUGCAGAGUGAUUUCACUGGAUUGAGCAGAGAAAGAGAGAAUAUGGGGGUGAAAAAUGAGGCAGGGGAUUUGUUAGAGGAACUAAACAGAGUGAGCAGUGAAAACAAGAAGUUAACAGAGAUGCUCACUGUAGUUUGUGAAAAUUACAAUGCUUUAAGAAACCAAAUGAUGGAGUAUAUGAGCACACAAAAUGGUGUAGCAGAAGAUAGUAGUGCAGGGUCAAGGAAAAGAAAAGCUGAAAGUAUCUCCAAUAUCUCUAAUCCUGUUAACAAUAAUAAUAACAAUAUGGAUGUUGUUCAUGGACGUUCAUCAGAAAGCAGCUCAAGUGAUGAAGAGUCUUGUUGCAAGAAACUCAGAGAGGAGCACAUUAAAGCGAAAGUUACAAUUGUUUCUAUGAAGACUGAUGCAUCUGAUACCUCUCUUAUUGUAAAGGAUGGUUAUCAGUGGAGAAAGUAUGGUCAGAAAGUAACCAGAGACAACCCUUGUCCAAGAGCUUACUUCAGAUGCUCAUUUGCACCUGGUUGCCCUGUCAAGAAGAAGGUUCAGAGAAGCAUAGAAGAUCAGUCUAUUGUGGUAGCAACAUAUGAAGGAGAACAUAACCAUCCACAAACCUCAAAACCAGAAUUAGGUGCAAGUACUAAUACUUCCACUGCCAGCCGAUUAAAUGUGACAACUAUCGCCGGUACUACUACUUCAGUACCUUGUUCUACAACUCUCAAUUCCUCAGGACCAACCAUUACUCUCGAUCUUACUGCACCGAAAACAAUAGAAAAACGCGAUAUGAAGAUGAAUCACAGUACUACUAGUCCUAUUGGUGCCAAUAGCAUUAGAACAACAACAACAACAGGAGGUGAAUAUCAAAAUAGGCCAGAGUUUCAACAGUUCUUGAUAGAGCAAAUGGCUACUUCAUUGACCAAAGAUCCAAGUUUCAAAGCAGCACUUGCAGCCGCCAUAUCAGGAAAAAUCCUCCAACAUAAUAAUCAGACAGGGAGAUGGUAAACAAAAGUCCAGUAGAGCAGUCAACUACUUUGUAUAGACAAUUGUUCAAUAUUUUCCAACUUGACUCAUAUGAAAAGUUCUUAGGAGGAAAAAGGAAACACAAAUUAUUGUCCAAAUGCAAAUACAGGAAAAGUUAGUAAUAUUUGGACCGCAAAGUUGGACUUGGAAGUGCACGUGAGAAUGGGAUCUUGCUGGACUGUGAGAAAUUUUCAACAGCAGCCAUAUUGGGUCCCCUGCAGAAUGGACUUGCUCUGAGUUGGCUAGAUUGAGACUGAAUUGUCCUUGAAACAUUUAAGUUGUUGAAUUUGACAACUUUGUAGAAUACUGAAAUGAGAUUAUGAAAUAUACAACUUAUUGUUCUGUUCACUGA
Solanum tuberosum (potato) is the source of this 1713-nucleotide messenger RNA. Its product is annotated as probable WRKY transcription factor 40. The coding region runs from base 261 to 1343 and encodes 360 amino acids. Gene Ontology annotation, molecular function: sequence-specific DNA binding; DNA-binding transcription factor activity. The transcript has 4 exons. The record is from RefSeq and is a predicted model, not a curated record. Gene Ontology annotation, biological process: regulation of DNA-templated transcription. NCBI's taxonomy places the organism in Eukaryota, Viridiplantae, Streptophyta, Magnoliopsida, Solanales, Solanaceae.